Brugia pahangi is the source of this 306-nucleotide messenger RNA. NCBI's taxonomy places the organism in Eukaryota, Metazoa, Nematoda, Chromadorea, Rhabditida, Onchocercidae. The record is from the annotation of a GenBank genome assembly.
AUGUAUCAGCAUUACCCACAAGAUAUGAUACACACCUUUGACACUGAGCAUCUGUGUCAAGCACAAUGUCAUGUACCUUGCUCUAUGAAGCAUAUUAGUGAUCUGAUGAUGCAGCGAUGGCUCUGCCCUGUCAAGGAAAAGAAUGAAUGGAGUAAUGUGCCAUCUGAAGAUCGUUUUUUGACGGGUUUCACCACAAUCAUGGCCACAGUCAUUUGCCUUGCUGUUUUCGGUGUCUUUUUAUUAGUUUGUAUAACAUGCCUCAUCCGAAUACAUUGCUGUAGAUGUCGCAGGAGUAAUAAUACAUAA